This is a messenger RNA of Saprolegnia diclina VS20, 1844 nucleotides long. RefSeq lists its product as hypothetical. The coding region runs from base 73 to 1743 and encodes 556 amino acids. Lineage: Eukaryota; Oomycota; Saprolegniomycetes; Saprolegniales; Saprolegniaceae. The transcript is spliced from 6 exons. The record is from RefSeq and is a predicted model, not a curated record.
CUCGCUCUCGUGCAUGUGCAUCGACCUCGCGUCUUCCACCCGGCGGUCGCCUUCACGCAGAGCGAGGCCUUCAUGCUCGUCUUGGAGCUCCACCCGACGUUGCCCACGAGCAUCGACUGGCCCCUCGUCUCGAGCAUCAAAGAAGAGGUGUAUAGAGGAAGCACUCAGCUGCCCAAGGCGCUCGGCGACGUCCUUCCUUGCGACUUGGUCGUGAACAACGAUCUCGUCGUCGUCCUCCCAGAGGCCAAAGCCCGCGAUGUCUUGGCGGCGUUCGUACGAGCCAUCACGAAGGACGAAGCCAUGAACAUGGAGAUUCUGGUCGCCCAUCAAGGCGGAUACCUCGGACAGAAAUUUGACGAGCGCUCGUACUGCGUGACCAACGUCGUGCAGUCGCCCAUGCAGCCCGACGCCCUUCGGUCGCUUGAUGCGGCCUUGGAGUCGACGAUGGCCUGCGUUGCGACUGAAGACCCAAGCAGCAGGAAAGUCACGCGCGUCCAGGUGAUGGCCGGGUACACGCUCUUCAACAUUCCGUGGACGUUGCAGCCGACGGUCAAGGUGUACUCGACGUGGGAAGGCAUUGAGAACGUCUCGGCGCUUGGCUGCAAGCCGCCUCCGCUCAGCGCGUCCGUCAUUUGCAUUGGCAACUUGGAGACGCUCACCGAUGCGUCGCUCAAAGACUGCUUCACGGACCCGUUCCCAGUGCACUACAAGCGCCAUCUCUUGUUCCUUGAAUGGAUCGAGCGGAGCAUUGAAGCGAACGGUGCGGCCUUGACGUUGCCUUGGCCGUCGACCGGGGCCGCCAUGGACGUGAAACAGCUCAUCUUGGAGCCCGACAGCAUUUUGCUCACAACGCUCGAUGCGGUCGAUGAUCCGUCCCACGCAUCGACGCUGCUGCGCCCCGACAUGGAUCUUCUCGAGAAAGCGUGGCACGGCCUUGCGUACACUGCGGCUUCGACAGCAUCGGUCGUCGACGUUGUCCGCGAACUGCAGUCGUGCUUCGAGCAAGGCUCGGUGUUGCCACUGAUCCACAGCCACAAUCCAAGCGAGCUCGCCGUGUAUUUGCGGCAGCUCGUGCAGCAGGCACAACAGCAACGCUAUGUUCAAGACGCGUCCGAGAGUCCGCCCGUUGCGCCACUGACGCUCGACCAGGACGAUGCAUCCUCCUUGCGGUACAUGCUCCAGGUUGGGAUCUAUAAGCUGCAGCGCGAUCUCGCACUCUGGCUGAGCCUCCAAGGCAUCGUUCUCGCCGACCUCGCAGCCUUCGUUACGUCGAGUGCACACUUCAAGAUGGCUCAAUGGCUCGUCGACGUCUGCGCGAUCGGCAAGCUCUUGGGCUUGAACGUUGCGAUGAUCCGGCAGCUGGCACAAGAGGCGCUGGCCCACGCCCACGCCGGAACGGAUCGGGCUCCGACGUUCUACGUGGUCUACGACGCAUUUCUGCCCGACCGUUUGCGCUCGCUGCUCUCGGAGCCCUUUCUUUGGAGCCUCGAGAUGCAACUCGAAGAUGGGUUCUCGCGGACUCUGCGCAUGGACGACUUGCCGGGCCACAGUGCCAACGAAGACGAUGCGCCGUUCCGCAUCUCCGCCGCGGCCGCGACCCGUCUCGCAGAUGCCAUGAACGCUCAGAGCGCCGAGGCCAAAGACAUUCUCGCACGCGGCAUCCUGUGCUUCGAGUCGACGUUGGCGCCCACCGUUCGGUUCUACGACAGUCGGCGCCGCACCGUGCGCUACCCUUUUGUUUGAAGCGGGAAAGUUCCCUUGACCUCGGACGAAAACAGUAUAGCUAUUUGGAUCCACUUUUCUACUACUAGUACAAUUGCAGUACAUUUCUCAGUGCAUAGCAC